Messenger RNA from Labrus mixtus (cuckoo wrasse), 4102 nucleotides. It is a transcript of the gene cyp26c1, whose product is annotated as cytochrome P450 26B1. Bases 480 to 2102 code for a protein of 540 amino acids. The transcript is spliced from 7 exons. Gene Ontology annotation, biological process: sterol metabolic process. The record is from RefSeq and is a predicted model, not a curated record. Gene Ontology annotation, molecular function: oxidoreductase activity, acting on paired donors, with incorporation or reduction of molecular oxygen; monooxygenase activity; heme binding. NCBI's taxonomy places the organism in Eukaryota, Metazoa, Chordata, Actinopteri, Labriformes, Labridae.
ACACACAAUCCUUCUCUCUCUCUCUCUCUCUCUCUCUCUCUCUCCUGAUCCCACUCUUUCUCUCUCUUUCAGAUCGCACCGCUGCGUCUCUGAUCUGAUCUCCAAACUUUUUCCUUUUUUUUAAAUCCCCUUUCUCCGGUCCGCGCGGUGAAUGAACGAGCCUCUUUAACAUAUUCAGACCAACGUCAUCCGAUGAAGGUGGAUCAUGCCGUGCAGCCUUUUCUAUAAAGCCCCCAGCAGCCCGCUAACUGAGGAGUAAUAGUCUCAGGUUUGGAAGAGAAGAGAAGACAGAAACUUUGCUUUAACGCACACGGAUUUCUCUCGGGGCGCUGCUUGGAGAGUUUACCGGAGAGAGAAGAAAAUACAAGACGAAGGAGGACAUUUACGCAGCAUUUAAACGAGACGGGGUUUGAACGGGAAAGAAGAACCUUUAAGCCCUGGCACAGGUGGAUGCUGGGAAGUGGACCAGCUCGGAGGAGAUGUUCCCGUUGGCCCAGUUUGGGGUGCUGUCGGCCUUAGCCACCGCGCUCACCUCGGUCCUUUCUGCGCUCUUCCUGCUGGCACUGACCCGGCAGCUGUGGAGCCUCCGCUGGAGCUUGACCCGGGACAAAGAGAGCAGUCUGCCGCUGCCGAAUGGCUCAAUGGGCUGGCCGCUGGUCGGAGAGACUUUCCACUGGCUCUUUCAGGGUUCCAACUUCCACAUCUCGCGCAGAGAGCGUCAUGGCAACGUGUUCAAGACCCACCUCCUCGGAAAGCCUGUCAUCAGAGUAACGGGAGCAGAAAACAUCCGCAAGAUCCUGCUGGGCGAGCACAGCCUGGUGUGCACCCAGUGGCCCCAGAGCACCCGCAUCAUCCUGGGACCCAACACCCUGGUCAACUCCAUCGGUGACCUUCACAAAAAGAAGAGAAAAAUCCUAGCUAAAGUGUUUAGCCGGGGGGCUCUGGAGUCCUACCUGCCCCGGCUGCAGGACGUCGUCAAGUCUGAAAUCGCCAAGUGGUGCUCAGAGCCGGGCGCCAUCGAUGUUUACAGCGCUGCCAGGUCUCUGACCUUCCGUAUCGCCAUCAGGGUCCUGCUGGGUCUGCAGAUGGAGGAGGAGCGGAUAGUUUACCUGGCCCAAAUUUUUGAGCAGCUCAUGAACAACCUCUUCUCGCUGCCAAUAGACGCUCCGCUCAGUGGGCUACGCAAGGGAAUAAAAGCUAGAGAGAUCUUGCACACCAACAUGGAGAAAAUCAUUGAGGAGAAGACGGAGCGACCGCAGGCUGACGGGGAUUACCACGAUGCCUUCGAUUACAUGCUGUCCAGUGCAAAGGAGCACGGACACCAGUUUAGCAUCCAGGAGCUCAAGGAAACAGCAGUAGAGUUGAUCUUCGCUGCUCACUCCACCACAGCCAGCGCGUCCACAUCGCUGGUCCUUCAGCUUCUUCGUCAUCCAGCAGUGGUGGAGAGAGCAAAAGUCGAGCUGGAAGCAGAGGGCCUCGGCUACGAAUCCCACAGCAGUCCCAGUCCGUCUGAUGUCACCAAACAGAAGGAGGAGGACGCUGCUGACACCGAGAUAACCUGCCUGCUAAACGGAGACUGCCACAAUCACCAGAAUCACAGUGAUGGUUUCCCACAGUCCCGUUCUCAAAUACCCUACCUGAGCCUGGACAAGCUGAGCCAGCUUCGCUAUGUCGACUGUGUAGUCAAAGAGGUUCUCCGCUUCCUGCCGCCAGUCUCCGGUGGUUACCGGACAGCUCUGCAGACGUUUGAAUUAGACGGCUACCAGAUCCCCAAAGGCUGGAGUGUUAUGUACAGUAUCAGGGACACCCAUGAGACGGCAGCGGUCUUCCAGAGCCCCGAGCUGUUUGACCCAGAUCGGUUCGGCCCCGAGCGCGAGGAGAGUCGGUUGGCUCGGUUCAGCUACGUGCCUUUCGGUGGUGGCGUGCGGAGCUGCGUAGGGAAGGAACUGGCUCAGAUCAUCCUAAAAACUCUGGCAGUGGAGCUGAUUGGGACUUGCAAAUGGACUCUGGCCACAGAGAACUUUCCCAAAAUGCAGACAGUGCCGAUAGUGCACCCGGUAAAUGGGCUUCAUGUGAAUUUUACUUACAACAAGCCCCUUUAGAUUCACAAAACAAACUCACAUGACUUCCCCGGAGAAAAGAAAAAAUCAGAGAGGCCAACUGACCCUCUGAAUAAACUCUACGAGCCCAAGAAAAGAGACACAUCCACCUCCCCAGGCCUGAUUGUUCAGUUCAGGUCCCCUCUCACUUUGACAGACAUGAAGAACAUUGCUGGUUUGGAAAACCUCAUCAUAUCUUCACUGAUUUGGUCCCAACCUCAGAAACCACAUUGUGUUGGUACACAAGCAUAUUUUAAACCACCAUACAUGUACAACUGUUGGGUUUGAAACCCGGCUUUUCUCUCACAUAUAUUUGUAGUCAUUGUAUGAGCUGUAGUGCUUAUCAACGACAGAGUCAGGUCUAUUCAAAUGUCUUGAGUUUUUGGUGAGUUAUAAAACAGAUUUUAAAUGAAAACUGAUGCCUUUUCAUGCGCUACAAAAGCAAAACGUGACCAACAGUGACAAGAUAGACUAUUUCUGUGGUUUUAUUUUUUCAUGUCUGAAUCUGCUGCCGCAGGUUAGGUGUCAGAUGAAGUGAUGAACUGCAUACUGCACAAACAGCUAUUAUUUACAUUUUCCACUGCAAAGAUUCUCAAUGAGUGAUCCAUUUGACAAGAAAGCAGGAAGAUGUUACUUUGACACAAAGACUACUUACAUAUGUAUAGAAAAAAAUCAGGAAAGAGACAAGAGGCAUUAAUAUGUCCACAGGGGGGCGCCAAAACCAACUCAAACCAAAAGUUCCUCACUGGAGCUUUAAGCUUUGAUUUUUUUCAAACAUAAGAUUUGACCUGCUGAUGUGCCCGCUCGACAGAUUGCAUAAUAAUAUUUCUCUUCCAACAAUGUUAUCUAUAGUUUUUUCAGUUACUAUAAAACACUCUCAUAUGUGUGGCCUUACAUCAUAACAAAUCCAAAUAUCAAGACAGAUUCUGCAUAAAUCGAUACAUAUCACAACAAAGUGUUUAACAGAUGCUACAAUUCACUAAGCUUUGGGUCUUUUAACUUUUGUACCUCGUCAAAGAGAUAUUUAUUUUUGCUGUUUAUUCGACUUUACUUACAUUUACAAUACUUUCUAUAUCCGCAAUUAGAAAAUCUAGAAAAAAGGAAGCUGGUAAAACUUAGCCAGUCUCAACAUGGUUUAUAUACAUCCUUUACAGACUGUUCAGCAAAUCUGUGUUCUGUUGAUUUUUACUUGUUCAGUUCUGUCUAGUAGCGUCUUAUAACCUGGAACUGCCUUUCUGAACUGCCAGUGAUCAAAGCCCUGGAUGCAUGUCAGCGCCAAGGAAAUGGAUAGUGGAAUGCCUGAGGGGGAAAAAAAGUUGCCAGUCAUGUCUAGUGAUCUAAAUCCUGAUGUUUUGCAAUGAGUGGGAAAAAAAAUUAAGCUUAUGGAACUUGCACUUGAUUUUGACACAUAAGUCCUCAAACCAGGAACUAUCUUUACAUCAAGGUCAAAACCAUUCAAAAUGUUUUUCUUUUUUUAGAUAUGAAUGUAAUAUAUACAGUGCUAUUAUGUGUGUAUCAAAUGAAGUAGCAUUAUGAAUAAGCUGUAUUUAAAAUGCAGGUGUAUCAUUUCUGUUGACCAUUUACUCUAUCUUAAACAUUUGUGCUGUUAUUAUGACUAGAUAGAGACACUAACCUGUAAUGUAAAGGUAUCUUUUAAGUUUUACUGCUAGGGCAUAGAAACCAUUUAUUAUUUAGAGCAGCGAAUAUUAAAAAAUAACUCUUUAAUUAUUAUUAUUACUAUUGUUUUAUUAUUCUUGUUUUAAUGGUCUAAUUCUCGGACUGUUAUUGGUCUUGAAGCUCUAACAGAAGCGCUGUGAAAUCUUGUGUAUGGAUGGAUGGAUUUGUGGAAGGAGAUAGCACUUUCUCCGUUUUCAGGAGUCUGUAUAUACUUGUCCAGUUGUUGCGUUGUGUAUGUUUGUAUGUAUGUAAACAGUGUGUCCGAUGUAGCUGCUGUACAGUUGAUGUAAAGAGUAAACUAGAAGAUGAUAAACACAGUUGUCAUU